Perkinsus marinus ATCC 50983 is the source of this 621-nucleotide messenger RNA. RefSeq lists its product as hypothetical. Lineage: Eukaryota; Perkinsozoa; Perkinsida; Perkinsidae. The transcript is spliced from 6 exons. Bases 1 to 621 code for a protein of 206 amino acids. The record is from RefSeq and is a predicted model, not a curated record.
AUGGUGACCAUAUUCAGCCGUCCGGAAGUGGAGGACGAGUUGCAGCAGCCGUCAGAUCCUACCUGUCAUGAUCAGGCUCCAUCGUCGGCCAGAGGUAUAAGUGAGGAAGUGAUGGCUGUCGUACAGAUGGAUGUGCGGGCCCCUAACAUGGACGACAGAGGCACAUCCAAAAGCGUUAUGGUGACGCCUCAUACUCAGAGGAAGUUGAGUCUUAAGAAAACUCGUCGGCAUCUACCGGUAAAGAUCGAAAGUAAAGUGGUGGAUGGAGUACUAUACGUUACUCCACAAGACACUCAACGGUCUAGCGAGCUCUUAGUCGCCUCACUUGCCUUGGCGUCCGCUAGUAGGCUGAAUCUAGUCGAGGCCAAGAUCGAACGCUUCCUUAAAGCGAAGCAUUCCGAGAUGAAUGCCUUAGCAGCUAAUCUGCAUAGCUGGCAUCUCAACUCGGUAUCAGAUGAGAUAUUCAAGUCGGAGAGAGUCUUGCAUACCCUAAGAUAUCAGCUUAAUCUAGGAGAGGCUGAUCUACUCGAUGUCCCUGAGAUACUCUGGGAGUUUGACGGGUUUGAUUUAUUUCCCUUCGAUGAGGGUGGCAUCCCUAUUCUAGGCAUUCCAAUCGUUUAG